GCCUAAACGACUUUAAGCAGCGUAGUUUCCUAGGUCUCCCUCUCUCUUUCCCCCUUGAGCACUCGAACAAAGUAAGCUACCCAAAUCUCGAGAGAAAAGAAAACAUAAGCAGAUGGGUUGCACUAGAGACAAGCAUAUACGAUCCGCCCGAAGGACUCAAUCGGUGAAACAUGAGAUCGAUCAUUGCUGCCUUCUUGAUAAAGCUUCAAUAUCCAAAUCCAUACUCGAAUCAGGUAUCAAACCCUUGAAUUACCAUUUGGGUGUAAACGACUCGGCCCAAAGCCCUAAUCAUAACCCUAAUAACAGUACCGAUGCUAAUGAUCAUGGUUUGGGGUAUUGCACUGAGGAAGAAUUAGAGGAAAUUUUAUUGAAAAACCUGGGAUUUUUAUACAAUGAAGCGAUAUCUAAGCUUAUAUCGUUAGGUUACGAUGAGGAUGUUGCAUUAAAGGCUAUAUUGAGAAAUGGGCAUUGCUAUGGUGGAAUGGAUGUUUUGACUAAUAUUUUGCACAAUUCAUUGGCUUAUUUGAAUAGUAGUUGUGAUAGUAGUAACGGGGGUAAUUCAGAGGAAUCUGAGUCUGGUUUUCCGGAUUUGAGGCAAUUGGAGGAAUACUCGCUUGCUGGUAUGAUUUGUUUGUUGCAGCAAGUUAGGCCUCCUUUGAGUAAAGGUGAUGCUAUGUGGUGUUUGCUUAUGAGUGAUCUUCACGUGGGUAAGGCUAGUACUAUGGAGAUUCCAUCACUUCCUUCACCCACUAAUGCAUGUAGUCCGAUGUCAAAUGACCUAGAGAGUGUUGAUAAUAAUGGGGUUGGUGUUAUGUCACCGGCGAUGUAUAGAUUUCAUGGUGGCUGGGGUUUUGGGAACGGAGGUGAGUUUGCAGUGAAUGGGUUAUUUUCCUGUAAUGCUGGAAUGACUUUGCAGAGGGAUAUCGAGUGUCCAAAGAGGAUCAAUCUUUCACCUUCAAUGAAGUCUUUGUUGAAAAAGAAUGUUGCAAUCUUUGCUGCUAGUUUUAGAGCUAAUUCAAAACAAAUGCAGACACAAAAUCAGGCUUUUGCGGGCACAAUGUCAAGGGGGGAUGCCCCACUGGCUGUUGCUGGGGGUGAAGUUUCUGCUGAGAAAUCAGAGGAGUCGCAGACUUUGAUCAGUCAGGAUGGGGUUAAUUCAGUAUUGAGUAAAUUUCGUGAUUUAAAUAUUGAUGAGAAUUUAGAGUAUGUUGGGGAAGAUCAGAAAAGUGAGAUGAUAAUUUCUCUGCUUCAUCAGAUAAAGGAUCUCGAGAAGCAAGUGAAAGAGAGGAAGGACUGGGCUCAUCAGAAGGCAAUGCAAGCUGCAAGAAAGCUUAGUAGUGAUCUAACAGAGCUUAAAAUGCUGAGGAUGGAGAGAGAAGAGAUGCAGCAAAUGAAGAAGGGGAAAAACACAAUAGAUGACUCAACCAUGAAAAGGUUGUCAGAGAUGGAGAAUGCACUGCGGAAAGCUAGUGGACAGGUGGAUCGUGCAAAUGCAGCUGUGAGACGGCUUGAGACUGAGAAUGCAGAAAUCAGAGCUGAGAUGGAGGCAUCUAAAUUGAGUGCAUCAGAAUCAGUCACAACCUUUCUGGAGGUUGCGAAAAGGGAGAAGAAGUGCCUGAAGAAGCUUUUGACUUGGGAGAAACAGAAAGCUAAGUUGCAGGAGUUGAUUGCUGAUGAAAAGGAGAAGAUUAAAGAUCUUCAACAAUGCUUAGCUCGAGCAGAGAAGGAUCAGAAAGAAACUGAGUCAAAGUGGAGAGAGGAGUUAAAGGCCAAAGAGCUUGCCUUGGCUCAAGUGGAGCAGGAACAAUGCUCCAAGGAAGCAACUGAAGCGAGCAAUAAAAGAAAGCUUGAGGCUUUGCGCCUGAAGAUAGAGAUAGACUUUCAGCGUCACAAGGAUGAUCACCAACGACUUGAGCAGGAGCUUUCUCGUCUGAAACUAUCUGCACAAUCUACAGAGUUGAAUCAUCAGUCAGAUAAUUUAUUCACAGGAAAGUCAGAAGGGGCAAAGCCACAGGGAGAAACAAUUACUAAGCUGCUUCAUGAAUUAGAUACACUAGAGGAUUCUUCAGAGAACGAAGUUAACGGUGAUAGAGAAUGCAUAAUAUGUUCCAAAGAUGAAGUCUCUAUUGUUUUCCUGCCUUGUACACACCAGGUUCUAUGUGCCAAGUGCAAUGAAAAUUUUGGGAAGAAGGGUAAAGCUACUUGUCCAUGCUGCCGGGUGCCGAUUGAACAGAGGAUUCGUGUUUAUGGUGCUAGUUCAUAAUGUGUAUUUUCUGUUUAUUGUCCAAGCUGCCUGGUAUUACGCAGUUAUACUUUCCUAGCGCCAUUGAGAAUGCUGGGUUUUGCAUAUACCUGCCUUAAACUAAACUUGCUGCUAGGACUUUAGCAUCAGGUUGAGAACCUGAAUAUAUAACUUCCAUAUGUUCUAUUAAUAAUAUGAUAUUUUCCCAA
Molecule: messenger RNA, 2451 nt
Organism: Hibiscus syriacus
Lineage: Eukaryota; Viridiplantae; Streptophyta; Magnoliopsida; Malvales; Malvaceae
Product: MND1-interacting protein 1-like
Exons: 3
Coding region: 113-2263 (716 amino acids)
Source: RefSeq, a predicted model, not a curated record